UUGUUUUCGUUUUGCCCUGUGGCAAUGAAUUCUCGCUUACGUGAGCUAGCAUUCCUACUAUUUUGUGCCGUGGGUGUCUUUUUCUCCUACCUUGUAUACGGAAUUAUUCAAGAAAAAUUAACGAAAGGCAAUUAUGGCAACUCGAACGACAGGUUCAACUACUUCUUCUCUAUGCUCCUCUUCCAAUGCCUCGCCAACACCGCCUUUGCUGCAGUUGCACUGACUUUCACUAGAGAACCUCGGGGGGAGGUCACCGAAUCGAAAUUCGCUCUGUGUGGUUUUACGUACAUUGGUGCAAUGUUCGCGAGCAACUUCAGUCUAAAAUUUGUUUCUUACCCCACACAGGUCGUUAGUAAAUCUAUCAAACCUAUCCCUGUCAUGAUUCUCAAUGUUAUUUUGGCAAAACGGAAGUAUCCCCUUCAGAAGUAUCUAUUCGUGACCAUGAUCUCUAUGGGAGUAAUGAUGUUUAUGUACAAAAACAACGUCACCUCUACUGGCAGUUUCUUUGGCGGUGGAGAAUGUUUGUUGUUAAUCUCACUCUUAUUGGAUGGAAUAACCGGUGGGGUUGAAGAGUCCUUAAGUAAACACAAAGUCGGCUCCUACACUCUGAUGUUCCGCAUGAAUAUGUGGUCCGUCAUUUAUCUUAUUUGCGCUUUAAUAGCAACCGGUGAGGGCGCAUUGUUCGCUCAAUUCGCGCAAAAGCACCCGAUUGUACUAUACAAAUUGGCACUUUUCGGUUUGACGAGUGCAGUUGGUCAGAUCUUUCUGUUCACAUUGCUUACUAACUUCGGGUCGUUGAUGUGCUCGAUCGUAACCACAACGCGAAAGUUCUUCACUGUGCUGGUUUCCAUUAUUCUGUUCGAACAUGUAAUGACCACGCGACAGUGGAUCGGAACCGUGCUGAUCUUUUCUGGCAUCUUUUUGGAUCAACUCUACGGAAAGAGCGCUCAUAAAACUGUUCAUGGCAAGGGUCACGCCCAGACCGAUCGGGAAACGUCCAAAAAGCGUGAUGAGACCAAGUUAAAGGGUCUUUGAGCACUAUCGAUGCGGAUGUGCGUUACUUUUGACUUUUGCUUCCAUCUGUGCAAUGUUUCGUGAUACAGUUUUGUUGCAUAGUUUGCACGUGUUUUCUUUUGUUUAUCACCACAAAGACUGGUUGGUUUUUGCACUGCACAACCUAUAAAUGGAUGCAACAAGUGUGCUCAAGAUUAUGAUGACGUCAUCUCGUUUUUUAUCUCAUUACGUCGCCAAUCAGGACUUUUUUACUCAUUGUUCAGGAGAGCGUUUUUCGCACAGCCAUUCUUAAUAUGGUCUUUAUGGCACUCUUACUUGAUGCCUCGU
Messenger RNA from Opisthorchis viverrini, 1341 nucleotides. RefSeq lists its product as hypothetical. Gene Ontology annotation, cellular component: endoplasmic reticulum membrane; Golgi membrane. Gene Ontology annotation, molecular function: UDP-galactose transmembrane transporter activity; UDP-glucose transmembrane transporter activity. The coding region runs from base 25 to 1035 and encodes 336 amino acids. The transcript is spliced from 7 exons. Lineage: Eukaryota; Metazoa; Platyhelminthes; Trematoda; Opisthorchiida; Opisthorchiidae. Gene Ontology annotation, biological process: UDP-galactose transmembrane transport. The record is from RefSeq and is a predicted model, not a curated record.